AUGGGCAGCUGUAACAGCAGUACCCCGAGUGCCGACACGGAGUUUCGGACUGCAGAUGUGCAGAAACAUCCGAGCCUGCUGUCUUUGUCCCUGCGCACAAACGUGAAGUUCGGGUGGCACCCGGACUUGCCGGACCAUCGUGAUCACCACAUGGUCUUCAACACGGUAAGCGCGCCCAGCCAUAUCAAGAGGAAAACCGAGGGAGACAAAGAGAUCAUUGACCUGAGACCCCUGAACGGUGGCUUCCCCAUCUUCGAGCAGGGAAACCUUGGCAGCUGCACGGCAAACGCUUUGGCAGCAGCCUUUCACUUCACUCUGCACAAGAUGACGGUGGAGGACCAUAAGGAUUUCGCUGACUUCACCCCAAGCCGACUGUUCAUCUACUACAAUGAGCGCGUGGUGGAGGGGAGCGUGAACCGGGAUGCUGGGGCGAUGAUCCGCGAUGGCAUCAAGACCAUGGCCAAGCUGGGCGUUUGCCCCGAGAGUGUUUGGAAGUACGACGACGGCCCCGACUUCUUCAAGCAGCAGCCGGAUUCCAAGGCAUACGAGAUCGCAGCGAAGUGCAAGGUUAUGGGCUAUGCCCGUGUUAAGCAGACGCUAGACCAGCUGAAGAUGUGCAUUAAGAGUGGCUACCCUUUUGUCUUCGGCUUUGCCGUCCUCUCAAGCUUCCAGACAGCAGAGGUAGCCCGAACCGGGAAGAUGGUGAUGCCCCAACCGCACGAAAAGCAGCUGGGCGGCCACGCUGUGUGCGCUGUGGGCUACGACGACUUCCAGCAGUGCUUCAUCGUCCGCAACUCCUGGGGUGCAGAGUGGGGUGACAAGGGCUACUUCUACAUGCCUUACCACUACAUACUGCAUCCGCUCCUGUGCUCAGACUUCUGGGCUAUCAACUGGGUCGAGGCCUUCAAGACCGCCGGUCCCAAGAACCUCAUCAAGUGA
Symbiodinium necroappetens is the source of this 939-nucleotide messenger RNA. The record is from the annotation of a GenBank genome assembly. NCBI's taxonomy places the organism in Eukaryota, Dinophyceae, Suessiales, Symbiodiniaceae.